This is a messenger RNA of Capsicum annuum, 667 nucleotides long. Its product is annotated as auxin-responsive protein SAUR68-like. Bases 90 to 536 code for a protein of 148 amino acids. The transcript has a single exon. Gene Ontology annotation, biological process: response to auxin. NCBI's taxonomy places the organism in Eukaryota, Viridiplantae, Streptophyta, Magnoliopsida, Solanales, Solanaceae. The record is from RefSeq and is a predicted model, not a curated record.
UCAUUAAACACAAGCAUUAUCAAUUCAGCCACCAAAGCUCUCUAAAUUUCUUAUUGACUUUCUUGUUUUCUGUCUUCCAGAAAACAAAAAUGGCAAUGAUCAGUACCAAGAAGCUCAUCAAAAUGGCUAGGAGAUGGCAGAAGUUUGCAGCCAUGCAGAGAAAGAGGAUUUCAUUUCCAAGAAAUGGUAGUGAUGCGGAGAGUUGCAGUACAUCCUCAUCGGCUAUUGUUGAAAAAGGCCAUUUUGUAGUCUAUACAAUUGAUCAAGCACGCUUUGUCAUUCCAUUGGCUUAUCUUGAAAAUGAGAUCAUUAGGGAACUUCUAAACAUAUCUGAAGAAGAGUUUGGGCUGCCGAGUGGCGGUCCUAUUAAAUUACCCUGUGAUUCAGCCUUCAUGGACUACAUCGUUUCACUAAUAAAGAAAGGCAUAACUGCAGGAGAUCUCCACAAAGCAUUGCUCCUAUCAAUUACUUCAUGUUGUUGUUCGACUUCUACUUUGCACCAAGAAAGUGGAAAUCAGCAGAUUCUUGUUUAUUGAGUCAAGGCCAACAUUCUUUUUGUACAUGCUAGCUCAAAGAUAUUUUCUUAGAUAGAACGGAGAUUGAAGAGUACACAAUUGUAAAGCACGUCAUAUAUACAUGGUAUACUUUAUUAUCAGAAAAUUUUACC